GCUGUAGGGUCUGCGAUGUCCUGUCCCAGGUUUGUGCAGAACACCUGGAAGAGGGACCUCUGCUCUAACUGUUUCAAGGGGAAGGAGGACCAUGCUCCUGUGGUGGACAACAGAGCCAGAUAUUUGGCCAGUCUCAAGGAGAUCACCAAGAGACCCCCACCUCCGAGUAUUUUGAAAGGUGCUGUCAGAAAAAACGUGUCUGGUUUUAAAGUCCAUUUUCCAAAAGAGGAAUCCCAAAUUAUAGGGUAUGGUGGUGAUGAAUUCUCUGACAAUGAAGAUGAAGAAUUUGAUCAUGUGGAAGAAGUCAGUAAAGUUCAAGAAGACGUAGUCGAUGAAGAGGAAGACAAAAAUUUUCAAAAACUUACAGAAUCAAAUACGGAAUUUAAUAAAGACCCAACUAAUUUGUCCAUAGUCAGUAGUUCUAAUCCGGUUGAAAGUGUAAAAAAGACAACAAAUACCACUUUGAAAUUGGGCCAGAUUCCAAGUUCUGGUGAGAAAAAACAAACGCUUCUAGUCUCUGUACAACCUUUUGGAUCUCCAGCAAAUAUAACACCUUUAGCUGUGAGUCGGAAAACACAUUUGAACAACCUUUUACACAGUACCGCAGACCCAAUAAAACUUCCAGAAACUGUGGAAGUAAAACCUACAGCUACUCAACCUUCCAUGACAAAAUCAGAAACUGCGGGUGAGAUUAAGACUGAUGAAUCUUGUGACAAAGAAGAUAACACUACAAAUAUUAAUGACAGAGUCUCAUUACCUGUAUCUGAAAUUUCCCAUGUAAAUAAAAUCAUUGUAGAUAGUCCACCAGAGUGUAAAAUAGAGAACGUAUCAAGUAAUGAAACGAAGAAAGUAGACGACGAUAAAGAAGAAAAAAGUAAAAAGACUGAAAAACAAGCAGAGAUUAGAUUGAGUUCCUUAAUCGAGGGGAAGAAGAGUCAAAUAACGAGGGGAACAAUACUGACGAAAUCACAUGAGCAGGCGAAAACGAAAAGGUACUUCCAACUCGGACCCGUGAAACCUGACGAAGAAAGUCCAAUUUCUGAAACUAUAUACAAGAAAUUAGAAGCAAACGAUAAUAAAACCAGUAGCGCAUUCAGUAAAGCUAAGGAUACGAUUUCAAUCAAGACGAGCAUUCAGCAUAAGAACGUUAAGAACAUAGCAAACGGGCUUUUUAGUAGUAAGUUGAUGAAAAAGGAAUUCGGCAUCCAAUCGGACCUUCCGUUGAUGAGGAUGAAGUCGAUUGAUUAUAUUGAUACUAAUGUAAACAGCUUGAACCAAGGAGUGGGGAAAGAGAGUGAAGUAGUUCAAGAAAAAAGGGACAGCGUGUUAGCCGACAUACCGGUGGUGAACUUCGCUAAGGUUUUGCCCUCACAAAACACCGAGGACAAGAGGAAGGACGAGGUGUUGAUCAUCGACGGUGUGCCUGCCGAGAGCAGAGAGAUGGCGGGAGAACCAGAUGGUAGGGCGGACUCGGAUGACUUGGAUGAACCACCUCCAGAUCUUCCCACCACUCCUCCUCCACUCCUGACGGAACACAUUCCCAGGCCUUCUUUCCUCCAUAGCAUCGCCAAAGAGAAACCGAAAUUGCCCACGAAACCAAAGUUGAUGGAAAAGAGCCCACCCAAAGAACUGGUGCUAGACCAAGCAGAGCUGGACGCCAUGCCCUCGGACCCUAGUCUGUCUCCCACCUCUCGACACAACCUCAUCACCAAGAGACAAGCACCCAAGCCCCCACCCACCCCGCUAGGCGAGAGUCCGCCCAAGUUUACCGAGCUAGAGGAUAAUAUGAUGGUACGGCGUGACCGGUCCGGUAGCUGUAGCCCUCUGCCUUCCAACAGCGACAGUUCCAGCAGCUGCCAGACACCAGAACCCAUCAACCGCAGAAGUCUGUCACUGAGCAAUGAGACCCUCGCUGCUCCUUCCCCCCUGCCAGCCGGGAAGAGUUUAAGUUUGAGGAUGGUGGGGGAGGAGUCCCACCCUCUGCCCCCGCCCCGACCCCGCCCAGAGAUCAUCCACCCUCUUGAUCUCAACAAGUCAGGAGUCCAAGUGCUGCGUAGUGAUGGCAGUUUAGUCAAGUCACAGAACAGUUUUCCAGACACCCCCUCUUCUCCCUACAUCGCCCACGUCCCCAUGCCUUCUGGCUACCAUGGAGUGAGACCCAGCAAACCACCACCUCCGCCACGCAGCCAGUCUCUAGACUCUGCCCUAGGGGGGGACCCCCGCCCUGCCCGCCCUCCCCCACCCCACAAACACCUGCUGAGCUCUCAACGUCACAGUGACACUCCCACCCCCUCACCCGCCCCUGGGAACGGACACUCUGUGUAUGUCAACAUCGGGGAGGUGCGUUCAGCGAUCGCUCCGGCCAAACCUCAACGUACGGCCAGUCUCAGAGAGAAGGACAACUGUGACGCGGCGUAUCAAGCCACCUCUGCUCUUCAGAUGUCGGAGAACCUGUACGAGAGUCUGGCCCCGGAGUGUGACCUGAGUCGAGAACGCUCUUCGCUGCCCUACUACGGCAGUGAGACAGAGUCGGACAUUUACUGUCCUUACACCUUCGCGUACAGUCAGAAGGGCGGUGAGGAGCUGAGAGGCUGCAAGCUGCGUAGUGUGGUGCACAAGAACCUGGAGGACAACUACGGUGCUGUCGUGGUGGCCAACCAUGAAGCCUUGACUCAGCUUCUGGAACAGGUGAACCAAGGUCCUGCAGUGCCAGCGUCGUUACGUGCGAUCAAGACUCAGAGUGGACUGCAGUGGACAGACUUCACGGUGGAGAGCGGUGGGGAGGCGGCGGGGGGGCGGGUGUUCCUGCCUGCCCAGUGGGGUGGAGCCCCUGUCACUCUGUGUCUCACAGCGGGCCAGGCCAGGCUUCCGGCAUGCCUUGGACCUGUCACACAGUUCUUCGACCUGGUGGCCAGCCAGUUCCUCCAUCAGGACAAGACUGAGCUUGUACAAGUGUCCAUAGCAGUACUGGUGAGGCAAGAGUUCUUUUCACUGCCAAGUUUUGCCGCCCAACUUCCAUCCUGUGCUGACGCAGUGAGAGAGUCAGCACUGCUGAUGGUCCAGGUGGUGAACAGUCUCAAGACCCUGCAGGCUCAGGGGCGGGAGGAGGCCAGUCUCUCCCAGUUUGUGGUGUCUAGAGAGGACAGACAGUUCAGCCCCAGGGUGUGUUUGUUACCUCAGGACGCAGAUAAGGGCGGAGAGAGUGUGUCUCUGUGUCAGUGCGCGGUGAAGGCUACAGAACUGUUGUCGCUGCCGCCACCUCUCAAUGCCAUCCUGCGAUCAGAGUUACGCGAGGAGCGAGCCACUUCUCUGACCCGCGCUAAGGCUGCCCUGGAGCUCUGGCUAUGGGGCCCCACUCACAUGCCCGUAUCUCCAGACACACAGGGAAGCCUCCAGCGGUGGUUGGACCUGGAGAGAGCGACUGUGCUUCACUCCCUGGUGGUCCGUCGACCCCUCACGCUCAACUGUGGCGACUACUGUCACCUGUCAUUCCUCGUCAGGACCAACGCCAAGGUCAUGUGCGACGCUCUCGCGCUUCUAGACAAGCCUGCUACAACCACCACGUGAAGAUGGCUGUGCUCUCUGCUGCCGCUGCCAUAGACCCAGUUACUCUGCUCAAUACAAUAAGAUUUGUCUAUAUUUGUACAGCCGCUGUGUAUUUAUUGUUAAGUUUGUAAAUUUGUUAUGACUAGCCGUUGUUGCUCAUCGUGUGACUUGCAAAUUUCUCUUUUAUUCAAACGUGACCAUUCUGCUAAGAUGGUAAUUUUAUUAUUAAUAAUUUUAUAAUUGGUUUAGUUUUGAAAGGUGCAUAGGAUAUUAAGUGUUUUUAUAUAAAAUCUUCUUACUACUUGAUGAUUAUGUUUUAUUCAAUACCUUUUUGCUUUAAAUCAUAUAAUUUCAGUUUAAUGCUGCUUCAACAAAGUGUUUACAUUGGUAUUUAUAAUGUAUAAUGUACGGUCUGCUGAUUUUUCUAUCCAUACAAACUUUUUUUAGGGUACAGUAUUAUAUUCAGAAAAUAAUUUACAAUUACAUGUUUGCUCAAUUUACAAUAUAAAUUUUACUGUUGAAACAUUUUUAUAAAUGGAUUAGAAGUGAUUGAGUACAAAUAUGAUUAAUAAAUUAAACGAAACUUUAACCAUUAGUCCUGCACAGGUCGAUAAAAUUUAUUUUAUUUACUGUUUAGUGCAAAUGGACCAUUAUUAAUUUUCAGAUUAAUUUAUAUUAUUGCAAUAAUAUAAUAUUAAUCAAAAUAACCCUUUAUGUUUUUACAUAUCUUACAGAGGCAUGUCAAUAGUAUUAUUUCUGUGUAUAUGAGAAAAUUGUAUCAUUACUUCAAUUAAUGUAGAGUGCAUGUAUUUGUUCCAAAUUUACACUGUAGAUUUCAUCUUCCUUUCAUUGUGACUAUACAUUAUUUUGAUAUAAGAUUUUGUAUUGUUGUUUCCAAUUAGUUUGUAUUUAUAUUGUUGUGCAACAAUUUACUUUGGAAAUCUUUUUCAUGAAAACAUUGCAUGUAAAAAAAUGUUAGUUAUUAGAUGAAAAUGUCAGAAUAAAAAUCUGGAAUAACAGGAACUUACUGCCUUGCAUUUGUUAUAACGUCAUGUAGAUAAUGUAUUUGAUAUUUUUAUAUAUUACAAACAACCUUUUUUCUGAAAAUAAAAGAUGACAUAGUU
Messenger RNA from Homalodisca vitripennis (glassy-winged sharpshooter), 4670 nucleotides. RefSeq lists its product as uncharacterized. The transcript is spliced from 16 exons. The coding region runs from base 16 to 3567 and encodes 1183 amino acids. The record is from RefSeq and is a predicted model, not a curated record. NCBI's taxonomy places the organism in Eukaryota, Metazoa, Arthropoda, Insecta, Hemiptera, Cicadellidae.